ACGGUGACGUAAUCGAGGCGCGCAUCACAUUGGCGCGGAAGUUUGUUUUGUAACUUCAGUCUGCUGGUCCUCUGUGGACUCGUCUGCCUUUCAACAGAUGAUGCGUAAAAAGCGCCGUUCCUCUGUGGAAAAGGUAGAAACACCCUCUGCAAAAACAAAGGCAAAGAAGAGUCGGAGCACUGGUCGUCAGGCCAAAGAAAACGUUUCCAAAGAGACAAACGAAAGUGUGUUUGACACCUUUGUGAGAGAGGCAGGUGUCACCUUGAGUCGUGCUGGCACCUCUAAUGAGAUAGCUGUUGAUCAGGUAGUUUUCCAGAGGCGGGUGCAGCAGCAGCUCCAGAGGAGCCCGAGGUACCCCGGGAUAAAGCAGGAGUUUAUCACCGGGCUGGAGGCUCAUAUUGAGGAUGCCGACCGCUUUAGGAGCUGCCUCCUCCCGUGUGUUCCGCAGUGUUCUGACGAAAGCUCCAGCUCUGCCGGCUCCUUCCAGGAGAGCCUCCUGCGAAUGCUGCUGGGCAUCGAAAUGCUACAGACUUUGAUUAUUAACACCUUACUUGAGAAACUCCCUGAGUUCAUGCUGGACAGCACUGGUGAUGGAGGACUCAGUAUCCCACGCAUGAUCGUUAAUCAGCUCAAGUGGCUGGACAGAGUUGUGGACAGUAAGGAACUGGCUGGAAAACUCAUGGAGUUGGUGUCAGUUGCGCCGCUGGAGGUUCAGCGGGACAUCAUCACCAGCCUACCGGAGAUACUGGAGGACUCCCAGCACAACGACAUAGCCAAGGAGCUCAGCCUUUCUCUCCAGGAGAACACCCAGCUCACAGUGCCCAUCCUGGAUGCCCUCUCUAGUCUGAACCUGACCUCCUCGCUACUGACAGAGGUCCGUGGGGCUGUUAUGGCCACUCUGGCUGCUGUGCAGCUGGAGGACCUUCCUGUUGUGGUGAAGUUCAUCCUGCACUCCAUCUCAGCCUCUGACGCCAACGAGGUGGUGAGCGCUCUUCGUAAAAAACUGGAUCUGGAGCAGUGUGUACUUCCUCCCUUACUGCAGGCCUCUCAGAGUCGUAUGAAGAGCAAAGGGACGGGUGGGUCUGCAUCCAAACCAGCGGCUGGCAGCAGUCAGGACAGCGUUACCCUGACUCUGGACUGCAUCAAGUCAGCUGUGCGCUUCCAGAAAACUAUCUCUGAGGCUUGGCUCAAGGCAAUAGAGUCUGUGGACGAGGCCGAGGACCACAAGGUUAUGGAUCUGCUGGUGCUCUUAAUACUCCACUGCACCAACGCCAACCAGAGCCGACGGGGCGCAGAGAGGGUGCUGAAGAUCAAAGUGAGGGCUGGAUUCAUCCAGGAAGCUCUGCUGCAGAAGACCUUCCGCGACUACGCUCAGGUGCCUCCCGCAGAACAGCAGAAAGCUCUGUCUCCUGCUGCCACUGCGAUACUGACGUCUUUAUGGCUGCUGGUGCUGCAGGUCAUGCGUGGCUACUUCCCGUCCAUCCUGUCCCUGGCUCAGAGUCUGCUGCGCUCCGCUGACCCCUGCGUGGUGCCGUUCGGGGCGCACAUGUACCGGCACUCCUUCACUUCCUUCGACUCUUUCUGCCAUCAGGAAGUGGUGGGUUCUCUGGUGACCCACGUGUGCAGCGGCGUGGGUGGCGAGGUGGACGUGGCUCUGGAGCUCCUCUGCGGCCUGGUGACAGAAAAGCCCUCGGAAAUGACCCUGUACGCCGUAUUUGUCAAGGGAAUCUUGGACUACAUGGACAACCUCACACCCCAGCAGAUUCGAAGGCUCUUCCACCUUCUCAGCAGACUGGCUUUCGAGCAGCAGCAGGGAUCUCACAUUCAGGACGAUAUGCACAUAGUGAUACGCAAGCAACUCUCCAGCACUGUGCCCAAGUACAAGCGCAUCGGUAUCAUUGGAGCAGUGAUGGUUGUAGGCAGCAUGGGGGCCUGCAGGCCUAAAGGGAAAGAGACGCAGAAUACUUCGUUGUCUCAGGAAACACUCAGACAGGUGACAGCUUUGUUGGAGCUGGUGAAGUCCAGCAGUGAGACCUCCCCUGAGGCUGCAGCUCUGUACUACGACGAACUGGCCAACCUGAUCUGGAGCUCUAACCUAGAGCCUCAGGUGCAGGAAAUGAUUGGAAGGAGUGUUCUGGAUGACUUCCAGGAUGACUUUGUGGUGGACCUUGGGCCAGAUAUAACUGGUUCCUUCCCCUUUCCAGCAUCUAUCAUGUACAACCUGGAUGAGGACGAAAGUCAGGGAGGGAUCGCCCUCAACCUGCUGCCUCUGAUGGCAAAGGAACUGCAAAACAAAGGGGAGCAGCAAACUCAAAGCAAGAAGCCACAGAAGCGAGUGUCUCCGCUGUGUUUGUCUCCAUUUUUCCGUCUCCUGAGGCUUUGUGAGGAGAAGCAGCACCAGGGAGACCUGGAGGAGAUAGACGCCCUUCUGGGGUGCCCCCUGAUCCUUACAGACAUGGACGUGGUGGAGAAGAUGGAAAGCCUGUCAAAAGUGGAGAGGGAGUUCCUUUGUUCUCUGCUCUUUCACACCAUCAACUGGUUCAGAGAGGUUGUUAAUGCCUUCUGUAGACAAAAAGAAACUGAGAUGAAGAUGAAAGUGAUGACUCGCCUGCAGAACAUCACAUAUCUGCAGAUGCUUUUGGAAAGAGCUCUGGCAGGAGCCCCUGGCUAUGUACCGCCCCUUUGUAACUUUGAUGGAGAAAGCCCAGACGCUAUUUCAGUGAGUUCCACCAUCCCUGUGAAUAAGGCAAAGAAAGAUGGCAAAGGAAAGAAGAGAAAGGCACCGGGUAAGAAUUCCUCUGAUGGCAGCUCUCAGCCCGAGGAGGCGACAGAGGCCGAUGAAACUCAGCAGGAGCAGCCGGAAAAGGAGAAAGAGAAGGGAUUCCGGCCGAGUGUCAGUUUGACAGCCUUCAGGCCGUUUUUCAGGGAGCUGGACAUGGAGGUGCUCAGUGUUCUGCAGUGUGGCCUCCUGUCACGCUCACUGCUGGACACAGAGCUCCACACCAAGGUGUCUGAGGAGGUUUUGCUGGGUGCUGCUGAGCUGGUCUUCUUGCUGGAGGACAUGCUGCACAAACUGGAGUUCAGCCUCACAGCCGCACCGGCCAAAAGAGCCCCUUUCCUCAAGGCAAGGGCUGAUAAAAGUGUGGGCUUCUCCCACCUACAACAGAGGAGUUCUAAAGAAAUUGCCUCCUGCUGUAUCCAGCUGCUGCCUGCGCUUUGCACACAUCUGGAGAACUGCCACAACCACUUUCAGACUCUGCUGUCGGAGAACAACGGCGUGGUGGACGGGCCCGCCACAGACGUGCAGGAGCACGGCUUAAUGUCGUCUGGCUACCAGCUGCUCCUGCAGGUCCUGAGCACCACUUUCAGCUGGUCUGGAUUCAGUCAGCCGGGACAGCGCGGCUUACUGAAGAAGGCUCUCGGGGUUUUGGCCGGACGGCUUAAAGAAGGAGGUGCUGAGCUGACACUGGAGCAGCUUGUGAAACACAGUUUUCAGUACCUGCUGAAUUUCCGCAGCACCAUACCAAAUCUCAGCACAGCUUUGUGUCUCUCUCAACUUCUGUCCACUGUGGCCGAGAGAGGGGGAAAUUCUGCCGCCUACAGAGAGCAGACUGCUUCUUUAGCACGACAUUUCCUGACCCAGGCUUGGGUGACAGCGAGUGGGGAGAGAGAGCGAGGGAAUAAAUUCAAUGAAGCGCUUCACUCUCUUUUAAGCAUCUACCUGGAUCAUGUUGACGACGUUCUGAAGGCAGUGGAGGAGAUCACCGGAGAAGCAAUCCCCGAACUGCUUAACGUAUCGAAAGAUGAGACCUCUACAUCCUGGCCCACGCUGAGCAGGCAAACAUUCUUGGUGUUUUACAAAGUGUUGAUGGCAGAACUGGAGAAAGCUGCCCGGAAGAUUCCUGCCGGCAAAAUGAGUGACAGCACUGAGGCUCAGAGUGAAAAGGUGCUGACCUGGAAUUUGGCUGUCAGAGAUUUUCACAUCAUGGUCAACCUGGUGAAGGUUUUUGAUUCCAGGCCAGUGCUGAAUGUGUGCUUAAAGUAUGGCCGACUUUUCCUGGAGUCUUUCCUGAAGUUGGGGAUGCCGCUACUGGACUACAGUUUCAAAAGGCACAAGGAGGAUGUCCAGAGCCUGCUGAAGACCUUCCAGCUCAGCACCCGUCAACUCCACCACAUGUGUGGACAUUCUAAGAUUAAUCAGGAUACCAGCCUGACCAACCACGUCCCAGCCUUGAAGAAGAGCCUUGAGCUGUUUGUUUACAGAGUGAAGGCCAUGCUGGCACUAAACAACUGCCAGGAGGCCUUUUGGAUUGGCAACCUGAAGAAUCGAAACCUGAAGGGCGAAGAAAUCCUCUCUCAGAGGUCACAAGGAAGCGAUGAUGAUAAUGACGAGGAGGAGGAGAACCAGGGCUUUCAGCUACCACACGAAGAGUCCGAUGAUGAGGAGAGUGAUUCUGAACCUGUGAAGAAAAGUAACAGAAUGGAAGAUGUGGAGCAGGAUGACAUUACUGAGGACUCUGACUAAUCCUCAUCAUAAAGUGAUCGUUUUGGGGUGAUGUUGUCAAACCUUUUGUUUGGGUUGAAACCUAAUUUACAGAUUGUCUCUUCAAGUGUCUUUUUAAGUCUGAUAGGCUUUUUUUAGGCACUUUGUACAUCUAUUAAAUACUUUGUUCAUUUGGACUUUUUUUUUAUGAAGCGCAUACACAUGGCUGUAACUUUUUGAAAAUAUUCAAAAAGAAUGUGAAAUGCUUUUAUGAAACUAACCGAUAAAACGUGUCUACUCAUUGGGUAUCCUCAAUGCACAAUAAGUUCUUAAAAGAAAUGUAUGUUAUAUUUGUUUGCAAGGAAAUAAACUACUCAUUUAUU
Molecule: messenger RNA, 4866 nt
Organism: Menidia menidia (Atlantic silverside)
Lineage: Eukaryota; Metazoa; Chordata; Actinopteri; Atheriniformes; Atherinopsidae
Source: the annotation of a GenBank genome assembly